Messenger RNA from Oenanthe melanoleuca, 2195 nucleotides. RefSeq names its product inhibin beta C chain-like. The record is from RefSeq and is a predicted model, not a curated record. Gene Ontology annotation, biological process: SMAD protein signal transduction; BMP signaling pathway. Gene Ontology annotation, cellular component: extracellular region. The coding region runs from base 12 to 1265 and encodes 417 amino acids. Lineage: Eukaryota; Metazoa; Chordata; Aves; Passeriformes; Muscicapidae. Gene Ontology annotation, molecular function: cytokine activity; growth factor activity. The transcript has 2 exons.
UGCGGUGACCAAUGGCGGGGGGCGGGGGGGCGGCGGGACCGCCCCCGGCCGCAGGUGCCCAAAGCGGGACCCGCCGCGCCGCUCCCGGUGCCGCUCCCGGUGCCGCUCCCGUCCCAUCCACGCGCUCCCGUCCCGCCGCUCCCUCGGUGCCGGUGCCGCUCCCGCCCCAUCAGCGCCGCUCCCGGUGCUCAUCCCGGUGCUGGCCGGUGCGGUGGGCGCGGAUGGCGGCGCGCAGCUCGGGCCCGUGGCUGCUCCUCGCCGCGCUGCUGUGCGCGGCGGCCGAACCGCGCUGCCCGUCGUGCCCGGCGGGCGUGGAGCGGCGGCUGCUGGAGGAGGUGGCCAAGAAGCAGCUGCUGGAAAAGCUGCGGCUCCGCGAUCGCCCGCGGCUCGCCCACGCUGUGCCCCGCGCCGCCGUGACCCGCGCCCUGCGGCGGCUGCAGGCGGGAGGCGCCCGCCGGAGCCCCGAUGUCACCGGCGAGGAGGAGGAGGAGCAGGGAUACGAGAUCAUCAGUUUCGCGGAGACAGAUCUCACAUCUCCCUCCAGUUUGGGGCUGCAAUUCCAGUUCAGCCAAGCGCAGGACCAGGACAUCCGCAUCCUGCAGGCUCAGCUCUGGCUCUACCUGCGAGUGCCCCGGGCCAGCCUCACCCUGAGGAUGUUCCUGGCCGGUGAAGCCGGGGGCAACCGCACGCUGCUGGCGGAGAGGCGGCUGAGCACGGCGGGCAGCGGCUGGCGCUCCUUCCCCGUCCUGCCCGCCCUGCAGAGCUUCCCUGGGGGGCAGAGCCGGACCCUGCGGCUGGAACUGCAGAGCCGCGGGGACGGCAGCGAUGUCGCGGCACAGGUCAAUGCCAGCCGCUCCCACCAGCCCUUCCUGGUGGCCAAGGUGAAGGUGAGGGAGCCCGAGCACCGCGUGGCCAAGCGCAGCCUGCGCUGCAGCCAGAACUCCAACCUGUGCUGCCGCAAGGAUUACUACGUGGACUUCCGUGACAUCGGUUGGAACGACUGGAUCAUCAAGCCCGAGGGCUACCAGAUAAACUACUGCGUGGGCCAGUGCCCUCUGCACGUGGCAGGCAGCCCUGGCAUGGCCUCUUCCUUCCACACAGCCGUCCUCAACCUCGUCAAAGCCAACAACGUGCAGGCGCCGGGGAAUUCCUGCUGCGUGCCCACGCGGCGCCGCCCGCUCUCCGUCCUCUACUUCGAUCGCAACAGCAACAUUGUCAAGACUGAUAUUCCCGACAUGAUUGUUGAUGCUUGCGGCUGUAGUUAGGGCUGGGGGAGCUGUGCUGGGACCCCCCCUUCUCCAGGAUUGUCGGUCUGGUGGAGGGGGAGGGAGCUGGAGAGCUCCAAGGGUCAGCACUCGGUGCAGUCAAUGGACCCUUUGGAAAGGCUGGGAGGGUCCCGUCGGGGGGAGCAGGGGGCUCUGGGGACAUGUGGGACAGAGCCAAGGCCACGUUGGACUGCCCAAGCCUGGGCUGUGGGUGUUGGUGACUCUGGACAUCCCUGCCUGCACCGUUCCCAAGCUGAUCCCACAUUCCUGCUGGUUCCAGGUGGUUCCUGACUCCCAUAUUCCCCUCUUGGUUCACAUUCAGUGUCUGAUGAGGGGUUGGGACGUGGCUUCCUUGGGGGCAGAGGGAGAUGCAGAGACAGAGCUGCUCCUCCACGUGGGAAUCUGGAGGAUGAGGCAAUCCCACUUUUUUCCCUUCUGGAACAAACCCUCCUGCAUCCAAUUCAGGCCUGGUUUUGGGGACAGAUAGAAAGGGGCACAAAUAACAGGCCUGGCAGAGGAGGAUGAAGGGUAGAACUUCAUCAGGAGCCCCAAAACUGCAGUGACAGGACAAAGUUCUCUGAUCCCUGGAGGCCAUGGAGCUGUGAGGACCAAACUUCCAGGUCCUGUGUGCUUCCCCUUUCCCUGGGUUCGUGCUUUCCUCCCCUGCUCCCACCCAUCCAGGUCUCCUCCAGCCUGGUGCCUCUGGCUCAAACUUUGCCUUCAAGACCAUUCUCAGGAUACAGAUUUGGUUUGUGCCACUGGUUUUGCAGCUAUUCCCACUUUCUCAGUUCCUGCAGCUGUUGGGACUCCCUGGUGCUCCUUUCUCUACCAAAGAUCCCACUCUGCCUUCCUCAUGCACCCACAUGGCCUCUGCUUUAAUUUAUUAUCCAACAUUUUGGUGCAGCUUCCCAAAUAAAUGGGUGGAACUGC